AUGCUGUCCAUGAUGGUCGUUGGGUCGGUGGGGUUGGGCUACAUGGUGCAAGGCAGGCGAGACCUGGAGCGAGCCAAGGAUGAUGGUGAGUGGGCAGCGCUGGAGGCAACUCGAUCGCUGACGAGGGAGAGCGAUAUUGGGGAGCUGAAAACACCGGCCAAGCGGACACCAUUAGACCUGGAGGAAGAACUGAAGCGCAUGCAGCAGAAUAGAGACAUCAGCAAGUAUGAGCGCAUGCAGCAGAAUAGAGACAUCAGCAAGUAUGAGCGAAUGCAGCAGAAGAUAGACAUCAACAACUAUGAGUUCAAGCCUGUUCCCAGGCUCAAGGAAGAGGAAUGA
Closterium sp. Naga37s-1 is the source of this 339-nucleotide messenger RNA. The record is from the annotation of a GenBank genome assembly. NCBI's taxonomy places the organism in Eukaryota, Viridiplantae, Streptophyta, Zygnematophyceae, Desmidiales, Closteriaceae.